Achroia grisella is the source of this 1527-nucleotide messenger RNA. RefSeq names its product cytochrome P450 6B6-like. Lineage: Eukaryota; Metazoa; Arthropoda; Insecta; Lepidoptera; Pyralidae. The record is from RefSeq and is a predicted model, not a curated record. Gene Ontology annotation, molecular function: iron ion binding; heme binding; oxidoreductase activity, acting on paired donors, with incorporation or reduction of molecular oxygen. The coding region runs from base 7 to 1527 and encodes 506 amino acids. The transcript is spliced from 2 exons.
ACAAAAAUGGAGGCAAUGUACAUACCGCUUGUACUCAUCGCAGUGAUCUUUUCUCUAUACUAUUACUUCACAAGGACCUUCAACUAUUGGAAGGACAGAGGCGUUAUUGGACCAGACCCGGUCCCAUUGUUCGGCAAUAUCAAGAAAGCAGCACUUCGCCGUCAAAACCAUGGAGAACCUAUGUAUGAAAUUUACAAUCAGUAUCCGAACGAGAAAGUUGUGGGAGUGUUCAGAAUGACAGAGCCAAAUCUAUUGAUCAGAGAUCUGGAUAUCAUAAAGCAUAUUAUGAUUAAGGACUUCGACGAAUUCUCCUAUCGCGGAUUCGAGAUGAGUGACGAAGGUCUCGGUAAAAAUCUGUUUAAUGCCGAUACGGAAACUUGGAAAGUGCUCAGAAAUCGUUUCACGCCACUAUUUACAUCCGGAAAACUAAAGAACAUGGUUAAUUUGAUGACGGAACGGGGUGACAAGUUCAUUUCAUACGUCGAGAAUAUUACAAAGACUCAAGCUGAACAUAAAGUACACAGCCUUAUUCAGAGAUAUACGAUGUCUACAAUUGCAUCUUGCGCAUUCGGUAUGGAUAUAGAUGAUAUUUCAGAUAAUAACCCCAUAAUAAAAACACUACAUAGAAUUGACCGUGAUAUAUUCACCAUAAACUAUUUCUUCGAAAUGGUGAUCAUGUAUCCACGUUUCUUGAAGAAACUGAAUCUAACCCUCUUUCCUAAAUAUGUAAGUAAAUUCUUUCAUAAUUUGACGAGUUCGAUAAUCCGUGAGAGAGAAGAGAAACCUACUAAUAGAAAAGACUUUAUCGAUUUAAUUUUAGAACUGAGAAAACAAAAGGAUCUCUACUCCACGAAAAAGCACGAAAGUGAUGAACAAAUGCAUUUGGAGCUUUCAGACAGUAUUAUCGCUGCGCAAUCCUUUGUCUUUUUUGCAGCAGGGUACGAAACUAGUGCUACUACUAUGACUUUCAUGUUAUAUCUAUUGGCGAAAAAUCCACAUAUCCAAGAAAAAUUACAUCAGGAAAUAGAUAAAGCUCUAGAGAAUAAUAAUGGUGAAUUAACUUACGAAGUAAUUAGGGAAAUGACCUAUUUGCACAAGGUGUUCGAUGAAACGCUUCGUAUGUACCCUAUAGUGGAGCCACUGCAAAGAUGUGCACGUAGCGACUAUAAAAUCCCCGGCACUGAUGUUGUUAUAGAAAAAAAUCGAAUAGUGUUGAUUACACCUCGUGGUAUUCAUUACGAUCCUAAAUAUUACCCAAAUCCAGAAGUGUUUGAUCCGGAGAGAUUCAAUCCUGAAGUUGCAGCAGCGAGGCAUCCGUGUGCUUACAUGCCAUUCGGAGUUGGACCAAGAAAUUGCAUUGGCCUGCGCUUCGCCAAGUUACAGUCCAAUAUUUGUAUUGUCAAGUUGCUGUCGAAAUUCCGAGUGGAACCAUCUGAAAAUACGCUGAAGGAGAUGCAGUUUGACCCAAACAGAGGUGUAAUGACCCCAAGUGAUGGUAUUCUGGUAAACAUUAUACCGAGACAGUAG